GCUUGCGCAGAAGAGCCUCCCGGGCUUUUAACUUCGGGUAUCGAAAGUUUCUUUCCGGAGCAAGGACCCCCAAGACGGAAGAGGAUGGCCGCGGCGGCUCUGAGGAGAUUUUGGUCCCGGCGCCGCGCAGAGGCGGGCGACGCUGCAGCGGCGAAGCCGGGAGUGUGGGCGCGGCUGGGGUCCUGGGCCCGCGCGCUGCUCCGGGACUACGCCGAGGCCUGCAGGGACGCGGCGGCGGAGGCUAGUGCCCGGCCGGGGCGCGCGGCCGUGUAUGUGGGGCUGCUGGGCGGCGCGGCGGCCUGCUUCACGCUGGCGCCGAGCGAGGGUGCUUUCGAGGAGGCGCUGCUGGAGGCGUCGGGGACCCUCCUGCUGCUGGCGCCGGCCACCCGCAACCGCGAGUCCGAAGCCUUCGUGCAGCGGCUGCUCUGGCUGCGGGGCCGUGGCCGCCUGCGCCACGUCAACCUAGGGCUCUGCUCCCUGGUGUACGAGGCGCCCUUCGACGCCCAGGCCAGCCUCUACCAGGCGCGCUGCCGCUACCUGCAACCCCGCUGGAGCGACUUCCCCGGCCGGGUCCUGGACGUGGGCUUCGUGGGUCGCUGGUGGGUGCUGGGGGCCCGGAUGCGCGACUGCGACAUCAACGACGACGAAUUCCUGCACCUGCCGGCGCAUUUGCGGGUGGUCGGGCCCCAGCAGCUGCAUUCCGAGACCAACGAGCGGCUCUUCGAUGAGAAGUACAAGCCUGUCGUGCUCACCGACGAUCAGGUGGACCAGGCGCUGUGGGAGGAGCAGGUCUUGCAGAAGGAAAAAAAGGACAGGCUCGCCCUGAGCCAGGCCCACUCGCUGGUGCAGGCGGAGGCCCCGAGAUGAAACCCUGAGGCCCCCGAGUCCUGGCAAACUGCUUGCCUGGGGUAGAGCAGCUGUGAGUGUGCCUCACCUGCAGAACAACUGAGACAGAUGAUGUGCAAAGUGUUUUCUCACUGGAUUUGCGCAAGUUUGGGGAGCCUUUCUGCCCCCCGUCUUUGUUCUUUAUUAGCUGAAGCUAAUGCCGAGCCACCUUGGUCCAGGAGUUGGGACAGCAGAACGACUUGACACAUGUUCAUCACUGGCAGAGCUGGUCAUGAGCCUUUUAUAUAAGCCUUUUUCAUUGGGCCUCAGAGGCCCUCCUUAAGGAGGUACCACAGUGGUCAGGUGACUUACAAACUCUUCUAAGACCACUUAGAUUCUCUUUUUAAAGUUUGGGUUGUGGCUUGGCGUGGUGAUGCACGUCUGUAAUCCCAGCAUUUUCCAAAUUGAGGCAAGAGGAUCGCUUGAGGCCAGCCCGAGUAACAUAGCAAGACUCCGACGCUACAAAAAAGAAUAAUAAUUAACUAAAUAAAAUUUGAGCUGAAAUGUUUUUAUUCU
Messenger RNA from Mandrillus leucophaeus (drill), 1401 nucleotides. It is a transcript of the gene TIMM29, whose product is annotated as chromosome unknown open reading frame, human C19orf52. Gene Ontology annotation, cellular component: TIM22 mitochondrial import inner membrane insertion complex. Gene Ontology annotation, biological process: protein insertion into mitochondrial inner membrane. The record is from RefSeq and is a predicted model, not a curated record. The transcript has 2 exons. Lineage: Eukaryota; Metazoa; Chordata; Mammalia; Primates; Cercopithecidae. The coding region runs from base 85 to 867 and encodes 260 amino acids.